AAUUUUCGAUAAUUUCAUUGGUCAAAACUUGCUGUCCCCACUCACUUCAAAGCUAAGACAUUCCGAUCUAAAGAACCGACUCGGCGGCAGAACAGAGUGACUCGUAUGAGGAAAAUGCGGUGGACGCGGCCACGACGGUGGCUUCACGGUGAAGUUUGAGCCCAACGGUUGAGGGAGAAGAGAAUCUGAAGACACCCAAAAGGGGAAAAAGGAAAGAAAGAGAAAAAAUUAAAAGAAGAAAGAGAAGAAAGAAAGGGUAUUAACAAUGGAACCCAACCCCAACCACCAUGGCUCACUCAGUAGGUCACUGACUUUAAUUAACUCACUUUACUUCUCUCUCUUAAUACCCAUUGCGUCUUCUUCUUCAAGGAAUGCCGUUAAAGCUCUAUUUGGUUUCUUUGCAAUGCUCGUGCUCAAUGCUGCUCAUGAUUUCUUAGGGAAGAAACUUUUUUGAGAUUUUGCCAAGAUUUCUUGCUACCACAAUUGGCCUCCACUAGAAAUUCUCCAUGAGGCUACAAUCCUUUCUUGCAGCAUCGUCUUUACUCUUACUCAUUUAUUUUCUCUCCUUCAUUGCGGCUGAUCUAAACUCAGACCAGGAAGCUCUUUUGGAUUUUAUUUCAUCGGUUCCCCAUGGUCGAAAAAUUAACUGGGAUCCUUCUACCCCGGUCUGCACUACUUGGGUUGGCGUCACUUGCACUUCAGACCUCUCAAACGUGCUUGCUCUCAGGUUGCCUGCAAUUGGACUGUAUGGUCCAAUCCCGGCCAAUACUCUUGGAAAGUUAGAUGCCCUUAGAACUUUGAGUCUUCGAUCUAAUAAUCUUAAUGGAAAUCUUCCAUCAGAUGUGCUAUCCCUUCCCUCCCUAAAGUUUUUGUAUCUUCAACGCAAUAACUUUUCUGGUAAGGUACCUUCUUCCCUCUCUCCUAGCCUUACCUUCCUUGAUCUAUCCUUCAACUCUCUCACUGGAAACAUUCCAAAAUCGGUACAAAAUUUAACACACCUCACUGGGCUGAACGUUCAAAACAACUCCCUGAAUGGAUCCAUCCCUGAUAUUGGUCACCUAAGGCUUAAGCAAUUGAACUUGAGCUACAACAAGCUUAGCGGUCCCAUUCCUGCUUCACUGCAGUCAUUUCCUACUUCUUCCUUUGAAGGGAACUCACUGCUAUGUGGCUCACCUUUGAAAAAUUGCUCAGUUGGUGCCCCCUUACCUUCUCCACCGCCCGCUUCGUUGCCCCCGCCAAAGAAAAAGAGUGAAAAAAAAAUAAAUAUUGGAGCUAUUGUUGCUAUUGGCUUAGGUGGUGCUGCCGUGCUCUUCCUCCUUGUGGUGUUGAUUGUUGUCUGCUGUAUGAAAAAAAAAGAUGGUGAAAGUAGUGCUGCUGCUGUGAAAGGAAAGGGUAAAAGGACUGAGCAACCGAAGGAGGAUUUCGGAAGUGGGGUACAAGAGCCUGAGAAAAAUAGGCUGGUUUUCUUUGAAGGCUGUUCUUACAAUUUUGAUCUUGAGGACUUGUUAAGGGCCUCUGCAGAAGUACUCGGAAAAGGGAGUUAUGGAACUACUUACAAGGCAAUCUUGGAAGAAGGAGUAACAGUGGUAGUAAAGAGGUUGAAGGAAGUGGUGGCUGGGAAAAAGGAAUUUGAUCAACAGAUGGAGAUUGUUGGGAGGAUGGGCCAGCAUCCAAACGUCGUGCCUCUCCGUGCCUAUUACUAUUCAAAAGACGAGAAGCUUUUGGUUUACGACUAUGCCAUUGCUGGAAGCUUUUCGGCACUACUUCGUGGAAGUCGAGAAGGUGGGCGAGCACCACCAGACUGGGAAACAAGAUUGAAGGUUUCACUGGGGUGUGCCAAAGGUCUUGCACAUAUUCAUUCAGCAAGUGGGGGAAAAUUCAUCCACGGGAACAUAAAGUCCUCUAACAUCCUUCUCACACAAGACCUGAAUGGUUGUAUUUCAGACUUUGGCUUGACUCCUUUGAUGAACUCCCCUGCCAUUCCCUCUAGAAGCGUAGGUUAUCGUGCUCCGGAGGUAAUCGAGACUCGAAAAUCAACUCAAAAGUCAGAUGUUUACAGUUUUGGAGUCAUUUUGCUAGAGAUGUUGACUGGAAAAGCGCCAUCCCAAUCGCCAGGCCGUGACGAUGUUAUGGACCUUCCGAGAUGGGUCCAGUCUGUAGUAAGAGAAGAAUGGACAUCUGAGGUGUUUGAUGUAGAGCUAAUGAAGUAUCAGAACAUUGAAGAAGAGCUUGUUCAAAUGCUCCAAAUAGCAAUGGCUUGCGUGUCUCGAGUACCGGAUAUGAGACCAACAAUGGACGACGUUGUUAGGAUGAUCGAGGAAAUUCGAUCAUUAGACUCAGGAACUCGACCAUCAUCAGAAGAUAACAAAGCUGGGGAAGGGGAAGGGGAAGGGGACGAUGACUUGAAUACUCAGACCAUGUAAAUGUUCUCAACUCAUUCAUUCUUCUCCAAGAAUCUGAAACCUUCAUCUAACAGUGGGUUGUUGUUUGUGUGGUGUAAUCUUUUUUUUUUUUCUUUCAAUAUUUGGAGGGUCUUAUUGUUUUGGGUUUUGAUUGGUUGUUUGUAUUUUCUCUUGUAAUAACCAUGUCAAAGUUGUAUCCAUUAUAAACUAUAAAGUAGCCAAGGUGCUGUUCUCUUAAGUUCAAUCAUAAGUAUUUUCAUUUUGAGCACA
Molecule: messenger RNA, 2672 nt
Organism: Cucumis sativus (cucumber)
Lineage: Eukaryota; Viridiplantae; Streptophyta; Magnoliopsida; Cucurbitales; Cucurbitaceae
Product: probable inactive receptor kinase At5g58300
Exons: 4
Coding region: 507-2423 (638 amino acids)
Biological process (GO): protein phosphorylation
Molecular function (GO): protein kinase activity; protein binding; ATP binding
Source: RefSeq, a predicted model, not a curated record